Messenger RNA from Mytilus trossulus (common blue mussel), 2057 nucleotides. RefSeq names its product IQ motif and ankyrin repeat domain-containing protein 1-like. The coding region runs from base 80 to 1843 and encodes 587 amino acids. Gene Ontology annotation, molecular function: protein binding. Gene Ontology annotation, cellular component: cytoplasm; nucleus. The record is from RefSeq and is a predicted model, not a curated record. The transcript has 14 exons. Gene Ontology annotation, biological process: regulation of barbed-end actin filament capping. Lineage: Eukaryota; Metazoa; Mollusca; Bivalvia; Mytilida; Mytilidae.
CAUGGCGGAUGAACUUCUUCGCUAAACUUCGCUUGUACAAUUGUUAGUGAUUAAUUUAAUUGCAGUCGUUAUUAUAAUCAUGCCUCCCAAGAAACCACCAGUAACGAAAGCCCCUGCAAAAGCACCAGUGAAAUCGACACCUGCAAAAGGGAUUCCUGCAAAAGUUACACCUGGAAAGAAAGUCCCAGGUGCACCUGCAACAGGUGCCAAAAAGCCAGGAGCUGCACCAUCUAAAGGUAACGCACCAUCCAAAGGUAAUGUACCUGCAAAGCCAAAAGAAAAAGUCUGGACCAAACAAGAUGACUCUGCCAGGACUAUACAGACAAAAUAUAGACAAUUCAGAGCAAAGAAAAUACUUGAAAAGAAGAAAAAAGAAAAGUUGGACUAUGAAGAACUUAUGAAUAAAUUAGAACAUGAGGCAUUUUUGAAACUGGUUCAGAUGGAACAAGAACAAGCAGAGAAAGACAGAAAGAAAGAAGAAGAAGAAAGAAAGAGAAAGGCAGAAGAAAGAAAACGGAGGAAAAGAAUGUUGGAAGCAGCUUUUGAUGGAGACAAUGAAGAACUUUUACAAAUAAUUAAAGAAGUAAAGGAAUUGGAUGAUAAGAAUAACAUAGGAGAUGAUGUGAUUGGUAAAAACUUACGAGACCGACAUUUACUGGCUAUUGUGGAGUGUGAAGAUGCUAAUGAAAAUACACCUAUAUCAGAGGCAGCAAAUGGUGGUAAUGCAGACACUAUAAAAUUACUACUUGACAGGGGAGCUAACCCAAACACACAGGGACAGUUCAAAAGAACUCCAUUAUACAGAGCAGCAUUUGCAGGUCAUUUAGAAGCUUGCCAGAUACUACUACAGAAUGGUGCUGACCCCAGAAUAUAUGCAAAUGAUGGACAAAAUCCUGAACAGGUAGCCUCAUUAGCAGCUGUUAUUCAGUUAUUAAAAGAAUGGGAUAUCAGUCAAACAGUAGUAUUAUUGGAGAAACUUGAGACUGAGAAGGAGAAAAGAUUGGAUGAGGUCAAACAGAGGAGGGCUGCUGAGGAAUCCAUCUUGGAGAAACAAUUGGAAAUUAGCCAGCAUGAAUAUGAUGUUAUGCAGAAACAGCUGAAUCAUGCUUACUGUGAAUUAGAGAAAAGAAUUUCAGAACAUGAUAAUGCUGUUGCAGAAGGAUUUAAUAGGCCUGAAAUAUUGGUGCUGGCCAUACAAGAUGCUGAAACUGAGGUAGAAAUAUUAAAGAUGAACACAGAAAAAUCUAGAGAUAAAUUAUCCCAAGCCAAACUGAGACUGAGGGAGCAACAGAAAGGCGGAGAUGAUGGUCAGGAACCAGAUGAUCUCCCUGGCCUUAAAGUAAUGGUUAAAGAAUUAGAUGAAGUUUUAUUUAGAGAUGUUGGAAAUAAAAUCAAAGACUCUGGAAAAUGGCCUUUAAUAAUUGAUCGAACAGGUCAGGCAGCAACUUUUCUGAGAUAUCGUGACACAAAUUGUGUGAAUGCACUUAGCCCUAAACAGAUGGAAGAUGAUAAGGUGCGACUGGCACUUCUUGGUGCUAUUAGAUUUGGUAAGCCGUUUAUUUUGGACAUGAUGGAAGUAGAUAUGUUUGACACAGUUAGUGACAGAUUUGACAAUAUUUUGAAAGGAUUGAUGGGAAUGAUUAUGGACAUGAGUAUAAUGCAGGAAGAGAACUAUCUUAAAUUAACAAAGGAAUCAGAUGGACCAGACUAUCAGAAGAAUCAAUUCAACGACUACAGAACAUCAAGUUUCAAAUUCUUUAUAAUUACAAAAAAUCCUUACCCACCAGAAACUUUGAUGGACAAUACAUAUCCUAUUAGAAUCUAUGUACCGACAGCUAGGUAGUUGACAGGUCUUUAAUACAUUUGUAAGCUUUUUGUAACUCAAUUAUCUUGAGAGAGUCUAUUUAUUUUUUCUGAAACUACUUGCAGAUGUUUAUAGUAAAAGAAUAUGAAAAAAAAGAACUAUUUGUCAUUAUAAAAUGUGGAUAAUGACAAUUUUAAACCAUAAGAGGAAAGGGAAAAAAUUUGAGAAUGUAUAUUUUAAAAAUGUAAUGAUA